Anopheles stephensi (Asian malaria mosquito) is the source of this 5108-nucleotide messenger RNA. RefSeq names its product hexokinase type 2 (gene Hex-A). Bases 1415 to 2806 code for a protein of 463 amino acids. Lineage: Eukaryota; Metazoa; Arthropoda; Insecta; Diptera; Culicidae. Gene Ontology annotation, cellular component: mitochondrion; cytosol. Gene Ontology annotation, biological process: glucose 6-phosphate metabolic process; intracellular glucose homeostasis; glycolytic process. The transcript is spliced from 9 exons. Gene Ontology annotation, molecular function: D-glucose binding; fructokinase activity; glucokinase activity. The record is from RefSeq and is a predicted model, not a curated record.
AGACUGUUCGUCAUACGGGGUACGAUCGGUGGUGGUGCAGGUUCGCCUAACGUUUAGUAUAUCGUUAACGUCGUCGUCUGUGCGCGUUAUUUUGUGGCCAUUUUUGUUUCUCAUUCUCGGAAAAUUUUACCAAAAAGUGUCGUGGAGUUCUUCAACAGUCUUUACGAUCCUAUCGCUUUAACUUAAAGAAAUCGGCGAGAUCGGUGAGAAGUAGCCAACCGCGGUCUGUGUGCAGCUUACGGAGAAGGAAAAACCGAUCGAUUGUAUAACCAGGUUACUUCCUUUGAGUGAUCAGUUUUGCUCCCCUCGCUCGUUACGCAGGGGUUAGCCACGUUAUUUGUGAAAGAGCAAAAGAUUCUCCAGGCGUUAGUUAACACUGUCCCUCUGCCGGACGGGGAAGAAUUCUGGAAGCUCACCGUCUCGCCGUCCUCUUCGCUUCAAUGUCAGCAAGAUAGAGUGGUUUUUAUGUAAUCAACGGCCCGUACUGUCCGCACCUUGCACUUGCACUUGCACACACGGGAAGCCAUCACUCGUCAACCGGCACGAUCCACCGAUCUCGGCAACACUGUAACCGCGUGCCCUGGGCUGUGUGCAACAGCAACAUUUUCGUGUGGUGCAAGAGCUCCCGGCCCCCGUGUCGAGUGGAAAGUGUGGAGGCCAUUUUUGAAAAUUCGGUCGAUGGUGUUGAAGGGCUUCGGAAAACGAGCAUAGCCGAGGUGGAGGUGUGGUGAGAGCCGAUCGCCGCCAGCGGGGAAGUAAAGCGAUCGUGUGUAAAAAUAGUCAAGGGCCACCUACGCCUGUUUCGUCGGUGAAGUGUGUGUGUGUGUGUUUUGGUGGAUUCGCGUGAACGGGUGGUGUGGUACAAAGUGAAGGUUUACAUAAUUGCCAAGCCAACAGCAAGCCCUACCCAAGGGACGACGCUUUACAGCGAUCGGUUGGUUGCUUUUUCCACCGAAGAAGAUCGAGAUUCCGUAGCAGCAGCAGCAGCAGCAGCAGACAGACCACACCAAAGAUCCACCAACAAGUCGUUGAAGGCCAUCCAGCAUGUCGGAGAUGGAAGUUCUCGAGGAGGUAUAUAAGUUAAGUCCCUGUGAACGCGUGCCCCCGUGUGUGUGUGCGUGUGUACCAUUAAAGUGUUUUAAAGUCCAAAGUGUCCAAAAAAGUUUCCCGCCUGCUUGAGAGUGCCAGUGGCAGAAUCGUCAUCACCAUCACUUAUCACAAACGGUUCUGUAGUAGCGUUAAAGGCAAGAAAGAAAUCCCUUCAAAACGACGACGAUUACGACGACGACGGUUGGCUUACGGGACGCGGAAGUACGCGAUAGGACACAACGCAGCAUACCCUAACCCCAUCAUUAUCAUUAUCGGUCGUCGUCGCCGUCCGUAGAGCCGCGUAGCCGUCAAAAAUCUGGCCAGCAUGGAUUUGGUGAAACCAUUCAUGGGAUUGAACGUGGAUCGUGUCAGUAAGGAAAUCCGUGAUCAAUGCAAGGAGCUCAUCCUCACAGACAAACAGAUCGAGGAGAUUAUGCGGCGGGUGAUCAAGGAAAUCAACCGAGGGCUAAGCAAACAAACGCACGCCGAGGCAGACGUCAAAUGUUUCAUCACCUACGUACAGGACCUGCCCAAUGGAAAAGAAAAGGGUAAAUUUCUGGCCCUCGAUCUCGGUGGCACCAACUUCCGGGUGUUGCUGAUUCACCUGAAGGACGAGAACGACUUCGAGAUGCUGUCGAAGAUUUACGCCAUUCCACAGAGCAUUAUGCUCGGCAGUGGGACGCAGCUCUUCGACCAUAUUGCUGAAUGUUUAGCCAACUUUAUGAAGGAACACUCAGUGUACGAGGAACGUUUGCCGCUAGGAUUCACAUUCUCAUUCCCGCUAACGCAGUUGGGUCUUACCAAAGGUAUUCUUGCCCGAUGGACGAAAGGUUUCAACUGUUCCGGCGUUGUCGGCGAAGACGUUGUGCAGCUGCUGAAGGAUGCUAUCGCCAGACGAGGGGAUGUACAAAUUGAUAUCUGUGCCAUCCUGAACGAUACGACUGGUACGCUGAUGUCCUGCGCGUGGAAGAACCACAACUGCCGAAUAGGACUGAUUGUCGGUACGGGCAGCAACGCGUGCUACGUCGAGCGUGUGGAAAACUGCGACCUGUUCGAUGGUCCCAAGUCCGGGCCGAACAUUAAGAAGCACGUCCUGAUCAACACCGAGUGGGGUGCGUUCGGGGACGAUGGGGCACUUGAUUUCGUGCGCACCGAGUAUGAUCGCGAGAUCGAUCAGCACAGUAUAAACCCGGGCCGACAGCUGCAGGAGAAAAUGAUCUCGGGAAUGUACAUGGGCGAGCUGGCGCGUUUGGCGAUAGUGAGGUUCACGAAGGCAGGCCUUCUGUUCGGUGGCGUCGGGUCGGACAUUCUCUUCAAGCGCGGCCAGUUCUUCACGAAGUACGUGUCGGAGAUCGAGUCGGACAAACCGGGCACGUAUUACAACUGCCGGGAAGUGUUGGAAGAGCUCGGGCUGGAGCACGCGACCGACGAGGACUGCGCGAAUGUGCGCUACAUCUGCGAGUGCGUAUCGAGCCGGGCGGCUCAUCUUGUGUCGGCCGGCAUUGCGGCAUUGAUCAACAAAAUGGACGAACCAAGCGUGACGGUCGGUGUUGACGGGUCUGUGUAUCGUUUCCAUCCCAAGUUCCACGAUCUGAUGGUGCAAAAGAUCCGACAGUUUGUGAAACCGCACAUUUCCUUCGACCUAAUGCUGUCGGAGGAUGGUUCCGGGCGUGGUGCGGCCCUGGUAGCGGCCGUAGCCUGCCGUGAGGCACAGUAAACGUCUGGUCUGCCGGUGGCAUACCGCACCGGGACGCGACGAAUGGGGAGAACCUAAACUACCUAAAAACACUAAACCGCGGGUGUGUAGCGGCCGGAUGAUGGUGGCUGUGGUGUGUGCGUGUAGCUGCUACGGAAUCAACGACGAUCGAUGGGUUUAUUGUUUAAUCGCUCUCGCUGGCGCGCAGUCCGGGGCAGCACGUGCUCUCAGACUUUCUUCUUAUUUUUAUGUAACGUUAUCAGUUUACCACCUUUGGUCCGAUGGCGGCACGAUGGAAAAAGGGAGCGGGCCAACAAUAAUGUGGUGAGCCUUUCUUCCCAUUGUUGGCGCGCUGCUUGUGACUGCGACCUAGUCGUGCGGUAAUAGUUGCGUAUGAAAAAACCAAGCGUUCACACUUCUCACCCUUCUAGCGUCGUAACCUUAGUGAUUUAUACAGGUAUAUACGCAUAUACACACAUUAUACAUGCAUAUAGAAACAGUGAAAGAGAUAGAGAGAGAGAAUACAAAUGUUGAUCAGUGAAUAGGAAAAAGCAAAUCAUUUUACUAAAGAAAGGAGGACACGAUCGCGGAGCGCAGCUUCUUCUUUCGGUCCUCCGUCUAAACCACCGUAUCUCCUACCAAGCAACUGGAGCUGGCAUGAAAAAAAAAACAGAUGCGUUCUUGCCCACAAUCCCACUGCACAUGUUCAGCUUGUUCACAAAAGGAUGCUGCCAGACCCUAAGGAUAAAGAGACGAAGAACAACUAGCAAAGCUAUCUAUGGUGUGUAAAAUAUCUUUCGAUCGGCCGCCACAACCAGCAUCGAUAUGUGUGUGAGUGUGUGUGUGUGUGUGUGAAAAUCGCGUAGUUUUUGUUAUCCGAUGCUUCUUCAGCUUGAUGCGUGGGCACAGCCCGCCCCCUUCUUAUUGCCAUACAGUAUGCGAACUCCUACGGCACUGCUGGCUUUCUGCUUUUGGUGACCAUUUUGGGGGACAUUGGUGAGUUUCGGUACUGAUGAUGAAUCGCUCUGUGGUAAUAACCGAUCGGUGACAAUUAGUGGAUAGCAAAGGGUAAAAUGCAGGGAGAAAGUGAAACAAUAAUCGUAGACAAAAUCAAUACCCCUUUUUUGAAGCAAAACCCCGGUCUGCUGUAAACGGAUCGUUAAGCGCGUCACGUUCAAAACGAACUUGCUGUGGGCAACAAACCGGGGUGGGGGGGCACACGGUAUGAGUUAGCGUAUGUAGAUUGUACAUUGUUUUAACGUUAGUUACAAUUAUUACUGUUGCUGUAUUUUUCUUUUCUUUCGUUUCAUUCGCAAAGAAAAAGAAAACCCAGCUCAGUGCUACACACAGUGAGGGGGAAAGGAAAAGGGCACGUUGCGGAUGUUGUAAACUAGCCAAUCGAAUCAUGCGUUUGGAAAGCGGGACACAAGCAACGCCUGCAGGACAGUGUAGAAAUAUAAGGAAAAAUCAGAAAAGAAAAAAGAAACACACACAAUAUGUUACAACCUAGAAAGAGGCAGCAAAAUACAUAUGCAAAACAUACAAGGUGAGUGCGAUGUUGUAAUGGAAGUGUAAUAAAUUAUAAAUUGAGGGGUUGAAGACGAAUAGUUGGAUUGCCUCACGAAAGCAGCACGCAGCAGCAAACGUAAAGCCUGUUAGGACUAUUUAUGGACUGAUGAGGACGCCCCGGAAAGGAAGGAUAGGAGCGUCCGGCCCGGAUGUAUGUGCUGCCCUUGACUCUCCUUCUCCGUUUAUUUUGUAGCUGGUGUGUAGUGUAUAGUGAAUUGUUUUUCGCUCCGGGAGUUAUUAUUGUUUUCUAGUGGGUUUCUAUUAGGUUUGAGUUGUUUUUUUUUUGUUUUUGCAUAAUUUUAUGUUUUACCUUGUACUAGUAGCAGCAUGUAUGUAUGUGUGCAGCAUGAUCAUGUACAUAUCCUCCAGGAAAAUAGAUUAACAGACAGAGGCACUGCGGCCGCAACAACCGAGCUCUACGUAAUCUUGAGAUGCUUGAGAUUGUUGAGUGAGCAGAAUGGAAAUUAAUAUCAACCCCGGAUUUGAUUUCAUUCGUUUUAGUUUGCGCUAGCCGAUACGCGACGAACGCACUAGGAGAAAAGGCCAUUAAUGUAGACAAGUUUGUUGAACAUUGUUCGUAUGUUCUUCGUGUGCAUGGCAUGGUGCAGGUGGAACCGAAUCGAGGGAAUACAUUUGAAGGGCAACCAACCAACAGCAACACUAUUCCACACAGCGAAAUACAGUCAUACUAAAGUGAAUCGGAUUAGUAGAAUAUAAAAAAAUAUGUAUGAAAUAUAUUAAAUUUAAAGUAUUA